Messenger RNA from Carassius carassius (crucian carp), 777 nucleotides. Its product is annotated as craniofacial development protein 2-like. Gene Ontology annotation, biological process: chromatin remodeling. Lineage: Eukaryota; Metazoa; Chordata; Actinopteri; Cypriniformes; Cyprinidae. The coding region runs from base 1 to 777 and encodes 258 amino acids. Gene Ontology annotation, cellular component: nucleus. The record is from RefSeq and is a predicted model, not a curated record. The transcript has 2 exons.
AUGGCAGCAGCAAACCAAGAAACCGAUCAAGCUAGGGCGUUCCCCCUAGGCGACGCGCGUCAUCUACGCCCGGAUGGUGUGAGAAAUGGACGAGGGCUACCUGCUCAAGGACGGGGCAGGCUAAAGAAGAGAGUCCACCGAAUCCGAUUAGCCACACUUAACAUCGGAACCCUCACUGGCCGUAGCCGUGAAUUGGCUGAUACUCUCAAGACCAGACGCAUCGACAUCGCGUGUAUCCAAGAGACCAAGUGGAAAGGGAGCAAGGCAAGAGACAUUGGAGAAGGGUACAAACUCAUCUAUGAUGGUGUCACGUCGAGCCGAAAUGGAGUUGGCGUGGUCGUCUGUCAACAACUACGAGACAGCAUUGUCGAAGUCGAAAACAUCUCUGACCGCCUAAUCUCGAUUAAGAUUGUUUCCGGCCCAACCACCCUCAGAGUCAUCUCAUGCUACGCCCCUCAAGUCGGCUGCACCGAGCAAGAGAAGGAUGAGUUUUGGGAAACCCUCGGUGCUCACCUACAGAUAAUCACCACAGACGAACACAUCCUGGUCGGAGGAGACCUAAAUGGCCAUGUUGGCGAAGAUCGUGGAGGAUAUGACCAAGUCCAUGGAGGACAGGGGCUAGGUACACGCAACGACGAGGGAGCCCGCAUCUUGGAUUGCGCCGAAGCCCAUGACCUUGUCGUCGUCAACACCUUCACCAGUGGCGGCCACAGAACCCAGAUUGACUACUGGAUGAUCCGACGCGCGACAACCCAGACCGAGAAUCACUGGGCCUGA